Molecule: messenger RNA, 2295 nt
Organism: Daucus carota subsp. sativus
Lineage: Eukaryota; Viridiplantae; Streptophyta; Magnoliopsida; Apiales; Apiaceae
Product: serine/threonine protein phosphatase 2A regulatory subunit B''beta
Exons: 13
Coding region: 259-1878 (539 amino acids)
Biological process (GO): protein dephosphorylation
Cellular component (GO): protein phosphatase type 2A complex
Molecular function (GO): calcium ion binding; protein phosphatase regulator activity
Source: RefSeq, a predicted model, not a curated record
GGUCACGUGAGGUGCACGUGAGAAACACAUCUUUCUCCAUCACUAGCGCUCUCUCUCUCUCUAAACAAACACAGUCUGUUUUGUUUUUGCAAGGGGGCUUGAAUUGAAUUGGAUCCAAAAUAAAGUUUCUAGGGUUUGCAAAUCAAUCAUCCGGCCCAACCAUCCAUCCGUCGCAUUGAUUAAUCACAGAAAUCAACAAUGAUAUAAGAAGCUGUAUCAAUCCAUCUAUACAAAAUCAUCUGAUCAGAAAUAGGCGCGAUGGAUGUGGAUUUCAACGGCGAUGUUGGUUCCCUGGAUGCGGAGCUGUUGCAGUUAGCGGAGGUUUCUUCUUUGGCCAUCAAAUCGAAUCCUUUCGUCGCUGAGAAGCUUUUCGAACAAUGGCUCUCGCUUCCCGACACUGUUUCUAUGGUAAAAUCCUUGCUUAACAAUGCCAAGGCCGGUGUUCCCUUAAAUGUUUCUGGAACAUGUUCUAGCCCAAAUGCUGCUUCAUCAAACUCCAUACCUUCCAUGUUUUCCGCUGGAAGCACGCCUCCGCUUUCACCCAGAAGUUCAUCUGGGUCCCCACGUAUUGUGAAACAGAGAGCUGGUCCUUCUGUAUUAGGUUCGCCGCUAAAAGUUCUGAGUGAACCAGUAAAGGAGGUGAUACCUCAGUUCUAUUUUCAAGAUGGCCGGCCACCUCCAAAUGAACUUAAAGAACGAUGUUUAUUUAGAAUUAACCAAUUCUUUUAUGGCCAUAUGGAUGGAUUGCAGAUAAAUGAAUUUAAACCAGUCACCAAAGAAAUAUGCAAGUUGCCUUCAUUCUUCUCCCCUGCACUUUUCAAAAAGAUUGAUGCUAAUUCAACAGGCAUUGUAACCAGAGAUGCAUUUGUUGAUUAUUGGGUAAAUAGCAACAUGUUGACGAAGGACACAGCAACCCAAAUAUAUAUAGUUCUAAGACAGCCAGAUCUGAAUUACAUCACUCAGGAUGACUUCAAACCUGUGCUUCGAGAGCUUUUAUCAACUCAUCCUGGCUUGGAGUUCUUACAGAGCACACCUGAAUUUCAGGAAAGAUAUGCUGAAACUGUUAUAUACAGAAUAUUUUACUAUAUGAAUCGAUGCGGCAAUGGUCGUCUUACCCUCAGGGAGCUGAAACGGGGGAACCUGAUUGCUGCUAUGCAACAUGCAGAUGAAGAAGAGGAUAUUAACAAAGUUUUGAGGUACUUCUCUUAUGAACACUUUUAUGUGAUCUAUUGCAAGUUCUGGGAGCUUGAUACAGAUCACGACUUCUUGAUUGAUAAGGAGAACCUUAUUAGAUAUGGUAACCAUGCACUGACAUACAGGAUCGUUGACAGAAUCUUUUCUCAGGUGCCACGAAAGUUUACUAGUAAGGUUGAAGGGAAAAUGGGGUAUGAGGAUUUUGUUUAUUUCAUACUGUCGGAGGAGGAUAAAUCAUCUGAUCCUAGUCUCGAGUACUGGUUUAAGUGCAUAGACUUGGAUGGAAAUGGUGUUCUGACAAGGAACGAGUUGCAAUUUUUUUAUGAAGAGCAGUUGCAUCGAAUGGAAUGCAUGGCCCAAGAACCUGUGCUCUUUGAGGAUAUUUUAUGUCAGAUAGUUGAUAUGGUUAAGCCAGAGAAUGAGAGCUAUUUUACGUUACGUGAUUUGAAAGGUGGAAAACUCUCAGGCAGUGUUUUCAAUAUCCUCUUCAAUCUUAACAAGUUCAUGGCCUUUGAAACUCGUGAUCCAUUUUUAAUUCGGCAGGAGCGGGAGAAUCCAACAUUGACAGAGUGGGAUCGGUUUGCACACCGAGAAUAUAUCAGGCUUUCAAUGGAAGAAGAUGCUGAAGAUGCCUCUAACGGAAGUGCAGAUGUUUGGGAUGAAUCACUUGAGGCCCCCUUCUGAGCCUUACAUGGUGCUAUGAGAACUUUGGUGCUGAUUAUGCAAGAAGUCGUAAAGUCUGCACUAGUUACUGAAGAGGAUCGUUAAUGCUACUAAAGCCUAUUGUUGACCAGGAAGUGAAAAGCUUAUUUGCCAUGCCAAUCAUAAGAAGUCCUGGAGAAUUAAGGUGCUAGAUUGGAAGUUUUAAACUAGGAUAUUAAAGAUUUGCCCAGACAGCUAAUCAGAAACAGUUAGAAGUUUCAGCACCUGUUACUUUAGGUGUAAGAGUUUAUUGCUCCUUCUAGAGUUUAUUUUUUAUUUAUUUUAUUAUAUUGCAUAUCUGCAAUUCUUCUCAUCGAGAUUAAUUUUUGUUAGUUCUGGCUGCUGUGCCCUAUAGUUAAUAUUUUUUACCGACUGAAGUAUUCCAUAUGGUUUUGUUCA